CGUUUGGUUCAGUGUUGUUUUUAAUGCGCGCGAGACGGCGGUUAGUUGACGACGUUAGCCAACGCAACGCAACGACGCAGGCAGUGACGGCGGUGUGUGACGAAGACAACGACGCGGGCAACUUACUAUAGACUCUACUAGAACGGUGGUGUGUACGAGGGUGAACGGUUAUUUUAGUUUUUACUGUUGAGCCGAAGCCGAGGGUAAUCGGUGUUGUGUGCGUGGUGCGUCCUGCAAAACCUAGAGACCUGCGGGCUGGAAGACAUUUUCCUUAGCGUUUUAGCGACUAUUGUUGAGGAUAAUAGUUUUGAUGUUGUUGGCAGCUCAUCGGAUUCGAAUAGUUCGACGAAUUUUGACAGUGAAUUAAGGUGGUUGCAAAGUGAAGUUUUCAUUCAGUGCUGUACAGAUUGGGAACCGGUAAUUGGCAGAUCGAAUUCUGGCUGAAAAAGGAUUGCAGUUUCGAACGAACCAAAAAACCAGACGACUUGUUUCCGGCGCGGAUCAGCGCGAUGACUUUUAGGAUUUACCUGCUUCUUCAGGUGCUGCUGCUGCUGCUAUAAAUCUAGAAGAGGAAAUCUGCCCAGCGUGAAUAGAGAAGAAGUUUAACGGAAUGAAAUGUGUGCUUGAUUGAGUUUCACAGUCGUCCGAAGGAAGAAGGGAAAAAGAGUUAAACCCGAAAUAAUGAGUUCAGAAUUCGUCGAUUGUUAUCUUGCAGGUGAAUAAAGAUAACGAAGGUGAAUGAGUGUGUGAGAAGAUAAAUUGAGUUUCGUUUAUUUGUUUUUACUUCUGUCCCAUUCGGAUUUGAUUACGGCAGACAGUUUGUUAUUCUGGCGGUAGAAUCAAGUGGCUGUACGAUCUUAAUUAAUGGAUUAAUAUUCAAACCUGAAGCGACUGAAGCUGACUGAAGCUGAUUGAAGUGCUGGAAACGAAGGCACACUGAACGAUGCAAACUACUCGAGCCACCCACUUCUGUGUUGGAAGCAGUUUAAAUAUAGAGUAAAACCUCGAUAUCGUAAGUGGAUUUGAGUGCGCUAGUUGUUAGAGUUGGAGUUUAGUGAAACCAGCCAUGCCUGAGGGAUUUGCCACUAUUCGGACGCGUGGUUUGGCACGCAGCACUAGCCGGGCGGAGCAGGUGCCCCCGCCGCGAAGAAACACCGGCCCUUUAAAACCCGCCGGUUCGGGUCCGCUGUAUGAAAACCACAAUGGCGCGGAUGGCAAUCGGCUGUCAUACAAAAGCUCAUCGGCUACGUUGAUUUGCGUCCCACCACCGGUUCCUCCCAGGACCAGCUCGGAACUGACGAUGAAAAACGACAUUAAGGAUGUCGAUGACAGAAGCUCAUUUCGAGAUGAUGAUGACAUCUACUGUACGGCCGCUUUGACGUAUGAAACGUUUAAACCGCUGAAAAGUCCUACGCUCAAUUCGGAGUUAGCCGAUUACGUGAAUUUGGGCCAAUCAAUAGACAGCAUAAAUCGGUUGAAUUAUGAUUUCGAAAUGCCCCCGCUUAAGAGUCCACAAUACAUCACGGAACUGAAGCUAAUUCAGUCAAAGGCAACGGAAAACGGGAGCCUGUUUUCCCGACCGGAAAGUCCCCCCUACGGGAAAAUUCGUCACAGCUACCGCUCAUCAACGCCGGAGAGUUGCGAUUGCUCGUCGGGUUCCUCCACCUACUCGAAUCCAAUCAACAGCGGCAAAAACAGCAGCUUGAGUGGAUUUCUCGGACCGGAAGAGACCCCGCGGCCGCCACUUCCCAACCCGAAAUCGGUCACCCUGCAGUACCGUAAAUCCUACUCAAACUCCCGCUCGGAAAUCAUCUACGAAGAAUCGAAAAAACUAACGAACGGAAGCCAAUCGAGCGAUACCGAUUCCGGAUACCACGGAAGCCAGGGUAGCAGCUAUUCGAAGAUUCACAAAAGUGCCGAACUGCUCAACUGCGUGUCCGACCAGCCGGCGCCGACCCGUUCACCGCCGAAACUCACGCGAGGCUAUUCCACGUUGGGACAUCCCCGGGAUGUUCUCAUUGCUGGGAAUCAGGCAGGCGGCCAACCGCGGCCAGUCGGCGGCAGCGGCGGUGGCGGCAGUAAGUCGACGACUUCCCUGAACGAAACGGGCAAACGGCCGGCCGGCGGCAAGCAACAACCGGAGCAGCUGGAACUGGACCAGAAGAUUGGCGAUCAGACAACUCUCCGGAGUAAGCCGGUUAUUCCGUGGUACGAGUUGGCCAUCCGGAAGGAUCAUCGCCAGAGCUGUCCGCCGCUACAGACGCACGUUGUAGAGGCCUUCGAGCAGAGUUUGAUUAAUGUAUCCCAGAAGCUGCAGAAACUGACCGUUUCCAAAGAUCAGAAGGAGAACGAAAUUCAAGAAAUGCGACAAACGAUCGAGCUUCUACGUCAACAGUCGGCGGGAAUUGCCGCCACGCAGCUGCUGGCGUUGAGUGCCGCUCACGGCACGACCACCACUGGAACGGCGCAGCCGCCACCACCACCACCGAGAAGCGAGAAGAAACGCCAUAACAGUGCCGAUUCGAUGCAUUCGGUUAGUUCCGUCAGUUCUGCCCCGCCGGAAAAGCCGAAGAAGAAGGGAGGCCUUCGGCUCUCUCUUACCCGAGCUUUUUCGCGAAGCCACAAGGAUCCCAAACCGAAUCGACCGGUCAGUCAAGGUUCCACUUCAAGCGUGGAAACGUCCCUUCAAGCAUAUCGCAGUCGGGAGGAUAUCUGCGCUUCCCCAAUAUCUCCUUAUAAUAUAAGCCCGACAAGCUCCACCAGUCCAAUACUAAACGAUGAACUCAUCUACGAUCGCGACGGCAACCCAACCGUGGUCGAACGGCUGGUCGAACAGCUCCGCGAGAAGGACAUGGUACUCACCGACAUUCGACUGGAAGCCCUAACAACGGCCUCACAAGUGGAAAACCUCAAAGACACCGUCAUGAAGAUGCGCCAGGAAAUGAUCAACCUCAAGCAGAACAACGACCGGCUGCAGCACAUGGUGACCCGACGCUCGGUGACGGGAAGCGACAAUUCACUGGCCUCCUCCUCGAGUCCAUCCAACUCCGCAACCGAUUCCCGCCGGCUUAGCAGCUCAACGGCCGACUAUCCAUCAAACGGCCGUCUAGCAUUCGAUCUAAACCUAGAUGAAUGCGACGAGGACAGUAUGCCACCGGCACCGGCUCUGCCGGAUCCUCUUCCGGAACCGCUGAGUCCAGCGUUCAUCGCCGAUAUGUCACCGUCGGUGGAGCGACCGUCCAUCGCGGAUGGCAUCACCACUCUUCCUUCGGAAGCGGCAGCAGAUAACAUCGAAGGCAAAAAGAUUGCCAUCGCCGUUUACCUCGGCCAGGCCGACCAGUUUCUCAAGUACCUGGAGACGGUGAACGAAAACAGUCACCCGGAGAGAAGCGGUAAAAUCAAGCAGAAUGAAUUCACCAUCGCCUUCACGUACGUCUGUGGAAAAACCAGCUGGCAAAGUUUGGACUACAUUGUCGGACGCAGUUUCCGCGAUUUUCUCGAACGUGUUGAUCCCAGUGGAAACCUGGGCCUAAGUACGGAAUCGAUCGCCAGCUACCACGUGGGCGAAGCUAGACGGUCACAUGAGCUCUACCUACCGGAGCUGCUCCCGUACGGUUACAUCAUCGGAAACGUUGACACGCUGUACAUCUGCCUGCGAGGUGUCAGUAACGUUGCGCUGGAUAAUCUCAUCAUCAAAAACAUGGUGCUUCGCUACAAAUCGGCCGCCGUUUCGACGUGAGAGCGGAUUCGAUUGAUUGACCAAAUCUUAGGUUCAUAGUGAAAAUGUCGUUCAAAAUAAAUCCCACAUCGAAGUGAGUAGUUUGUUUGCUCAUAUCGCUGGCGAUUCUAUUUAUGAUAGUUUUAUAAACUAGCGUUCAAUGGAUUGAUGACUCUUCAUCAAUUUGAUGAAGAGCUUUGUUGUAUUCUAGACGGCUUUCAACGCGUUGUAGCAAAUUAUUUAAUUCAAUGUGCUUUAUUGAAACGGUUAUAAGGUUAUGAGUGCGUGUGUAUAAAUUAUGUUGCGAGUUUUGAUGUUAUAGAAUUACAUCUCGAAGUUGGCUAAAUAGAAUAGGGAUUUAGCUAUAAAAAAAAUCAAAAAAACCCAUGGACAG
Molecule: messenger RNA, 4112 nt
Organism: Sabethes cyaneus
Lineage: Eukaryota; Metazoa; Arthropoda; Insecta; Diptera; Culicidae
Product: protein sickie-like
Exons: 6
Coding region: 1067-3739 (890 amino acids)
Biological process (GO): neurogenesis; nervous system development
Source: RefSeq, a predicted model, not a curated record